Messenger RNA from Callorhinus ursinus (northern fur seal), 4462 nucleotides. RefSeq names its product beta-1,4-galactosyltransferase 7 (gene B4GALT7). Gene Ontology annotation, molecular function: xylosylprotein 4-beta-galactosyltransferase activity. The record is from RefSeq and is a predicted model, not a curated record. Gene Ontology annotation, cellular component: Golgi apparatus. Gene Ontology annotation, biological process: proteoglycan biosynthetic process; carbohydrate metabolic process. NCBI's taxonomy places the organism in Eukaryota, Metazoa, Chordata, Mammalia, Carnivora, Otariidae.
AGGCGGAGGCGCCGCGUAGGCCCGGAGGCCGGGCCGGCCCGGCUGGGAGCUCGAGUCCCAUGCGCCGACACCUCCCCCCACGAUGUUCCCCUCCCGGAGAAAAGCGGCGCAGCUGCCCUGGGAGGACGGCAGGUGGGAUGUUUCUUCAUGUCCGUAUUCCCGGUCUCCAUCCCACCCCCAGAGAGAGCCCCGAGGGCGAAAGAGAAUCUGUAGAGGUUCCAGCCUUCCCAAGCCACUGGCAGGAUUGGGCUCCGCUCCUCCCCAGCGGAGAGCCCUACCACAGGACAAUGGGGGGUCCAGGUUGCUGCCCAGCGGCCUCCCUCGGAAGUGCUCCGUCUUUCACCUCUUCGUUGCCUGUCUCUUACUGGGCUUCCUCUCCCUGCUCUGGCUGCAACUCAGCUGCUCUGGUGACGUGGCCCGGGCAGCCAGGGGACAAGGGCAGGAGACCCCAGGCCCACCCCAGUCCUGCCCCCCAGAGCCGCCUCCUGAGCACUGGGAAGAAGACUCAUCCUGGGGCCCCCACCGCCUGGCCGUGCUGGUGCCCUUCCGCGAGCGCUUUGAGGAGCUCCUGGUCUUUGUGCCCCACAUGCAUCGCUUCCUGAGCAGGAAGAAGAUCCAGCACCACAUCUACGUGCUCAACCAGGUGGACCACUUCAGGUUCAACCGCGCGGCCCUCAUCAACGUGGGCUUCCUGGAGACCAGCAACAGCACGGACUACAUCGCCAUGCACGACGUGGACCUGCUGCCCCUCAACGAGGAGCUGGACUACGGCUUCCCCGAGGCCGGGCCCUUCCACGUGGCCUCCCCGGAGCUCCACCCGCUCUACCACUACAAGACCUACGUGGGCGGCAUCCUGCUGCUCUCCAAGCAGCACUACCAGCUGUGCAACGGGAUGUCCAACCGCUUCUGGGGCUGGGGCCGUGAAGAUGACGAGUUCUACCGCCGCAUCAAAGGGGCCGGGCUGCAGCUUUUCCGCCCCUCGGGAAUCACAACUGGGUACAAGACAUUUCGCCACCUGCAUGACCCAGCCUGGCGGAAGAGGGACCAGAAGCGCAUCGCCGCUCAAAAACAGGAACAGUUCAAGGUAGACCGGGAGGGCGGCCUGAGCACCGUGAAGUACCGCGUGGAUUCCCGCACUGCCCUGUCGGUGGGCGGGGCCCCCUGUACUGUCCUCAACAUCCUGUUGGACUGUGACAAGGCCGCCACCCCCUGGUGCAUGUUUGGCUGAGCCGGCAGACAGUAAGGAAGCCUGUGCCCACAGGCCUCACAGCUCCUCAGGCUCAGGACAAAGCCUCAGGCCCGGCGCCCUACUCCAGUAGGACGUGGAGGGGCCCAAAGCAGCGCCUAGCAAGCCACCCGCUUGCAGCAGCCCCGCCCCCCUGGGGGCAGGCUGGACCCGGGACGCUGCUAGCAAUGAACAGCAGUGGAGAGAGGCUGGAACACGGCUCCCACCUGGGACCGCCCGCCCCCUUCCUGCUUGCCCUGCUCUGCCCGCCUUGGCGUGCUUAGACCUUGGUUCCUUCCCCUGGACCGCGUUGGGCAGAAGCCAGGUGGCGGACAUCGGUGGCCAGGCGAUCCAGAAGGUUGGAACUGCAGAAACUGGCGUGCAGGUCCCACAGGAAGGGAACUGCGGAGGCCAGCUCCUGCUGGGUGUCAACUGUGCAGGAAUGUGGGCCCCGUGUUGCCGGAUCUUCUGAUUUUUUCAAAAGAAACUAGAAUUCUGGAUUCUUACGUGAAAUUGGGUACUUUUUAAACGCUAGCAACUAACUGAAACUUCAGAAAAGGAUGGUGGACCAGACAAAACGUGUUGUGGACCACCAGUUUGUCGCCUGUGACCAAGCGGAGGGGGAUGGGGCAAAAGAUGGCACCUCCCUUAGUGAUGAGCUGGCAAGGGGUUGGGACAGGGCUGGGGAUGCCAAGGCCAGGGAAAGCUCAGGUGGGAGAGAAGCUGGAUGGAGGGCAAGGUUCCUGCCACCUCCCACAGCCCUCCAGGCUUCGCUGCCCUUCUGGGCAGUCUGGUCCCUCUGGGGUCGGGGGGGCUUCAUCCUGCCACACUGGGAUGGACAGUCAUAGAUCCACAGGCCCAGACUCAGGGUAGGCAGAAGGUGCCGGCAAGGACCUGGUCGUAGCUUGAAGGUGGGAAGACCACGUCUCUGAGGUGGGAGGAAGAAGAUGAGAAGCAGGAGAAUCCUGGGUUGUUCCCACAAGCAUGAGGGCAGAUUAGCACUGAUCACACGAUGUCCAGGAGAAGCAAAGGAGGGGAGCCAUGGGAGACCAUGGAAUUGGGGAGUGACCUUGGAGGAAUUACCUGCAAGGAAGCCUGGGGCCAAUGAGAGUGUGAGGUGAGGGGCUCUGCAAGGUAGAGCACUCCUUCAAGGCAUCUGACUGCCAAAGAUUUGGGCCAGAAGUCAGGAGAGUCUUGGGACCAGGGCAAAUUGGUUUGUUUAACAAUAAACAGGACACCUGAAAUGCCAGAAGAAGGGAGUGAAGUCCCAGAGUUCGGGAGGGUGGAUUCAACAGCUGUGCUCCAAAAAGACUACUCCUCUGAGGAUGAUCUCAGGGCUGCUGUGUACAGUUGUGGGGGUUGUGCACUGCAUCACCUGAGCGGAGUGUGAGUACAAUGUAACUAUUCAGAUGUCUAACAGAGGGUCCUUGUUAUCCUAAAGUGACCUCUUCCAGCAGUUCAGCUUCACUCAGCAUGGUGAGGGGCGAGCAUAGGGCGAUGACGGUGCAAGGGCAGUGGGAGGGACUUGGUCAACUUGAGGCCCAGGAGAGGGGAGUGAAGUGCUCCCUGUGGGCCAGUCUCUCGACAACCCUGGCUGCAUCAUCUUGGACUUCUAUAACAUGGAGGCAGAACGCCAACCUCUUUGGAGUUGGUGAGACUGGACGUGCCAUCAGAGCCCCCAGCUCGGUACUCACCUAGCACGUAGCAAGACCCACAAGAAUAGGGAGCUCCCUCCUUGCCACCUGCAUGGAAGGAGUAGAAUGAAGCAGGACCAGCUGCCUUGGCUGGGGAAGGCCCCCUACCCGCUCCCCCCAUGGCCACUGCCACCACCUUCCAGGAGCCCAGAGGCACCCCGGGCCAGGCCUGAUGCAGCCUGAAUGUGCAGCCUCCGUGCUUCUCCAGCCGGGGCCUCCCCACCCACCCACCCCUGCCCCUCCAGCAGAGGAGGAGGAGGGGGCUGAGCGGUGGCUGGCUCGGGGAGGAAGUAGACAGCUUGGCACCUUGGUUGCCUGCUCCACGGGGGGAGCUGACAUCCUUGUCUUGCCGGCCAGGACGUGGAGGAAUUGGACCCAGGACAUAGCUGGUGUGGCAUUUGGCCAACCUGGUGGCUAGAAUAGCACCUAGCCCUCAGGGGGCAUUAACCACAUACAGAAGUCUUGCCAUUGCGUUCUCUCAUGAAGCGUCUCUUUAUCUAAGCUAUCUCCUAAUUAUUCACCUGUUCUAUAGACGAGGAUGAAGCAUAGAGUGGUAAGUAGCUUGCCAAGGUCAGAGAGCUGAUACCUGGUGGAGCUUGGGAUUUGGACCCCAAGACUUCGACUUGAGAGCCAGAUUCCUUCAUCCCUGGCCUGUACAGCAGGUGCCAAGAGACAGAUGUUCCUUUCCUUCCAGACCUUCCCUCCUCUCCCCAGCCAGAGGGGGCCAAUGGGAGGGCUGGUCAAUGCUGUCUGGUGCCCCUCCCACCUCUGGGACAAAAGCAGAGCCAGGGGGGCGAUCCACAGUGUCUGCCCCUUGCCGCCUCUGCCUGGGGUAAGGUGGGGAUUUGCCUGUUGGAGAGGUCCCUUGGGACAUUGGCGGCAUCCACAGCAUGGCAUUCUGCCUGAGGAAUGUACCAGGGGCUUGGGGAAGGCCUCCCCCAAAAGGCAGGAUCUUGCUGGUGGAACCACAUUGCAGUCCCAAUGGGAAGGGUUCCAGAGAGAUCAUCAAGGACAAGGCAGAAACACACCGGAGACAGCGUGUCAUGUUGAGGGACCUGGAAGCAGUUCAGGGUGUCCCUGGUACCCUGAUGUGGUGUAGGAGUUGGGGGAGGUGGGCAGCAGAGGGAAGGCUAAGGUGACCCCUGAGGACCUGGGAAGGCCACACUGAGCAACAUGUACAUUAUUCCGUGGGCGCAGGGGUUUCAAGCAGGAGAGAGUUUCUGAGCAGGGAGACAUAUGGUUAGGUCUGUGUUACAGAAAGAUCCUUUGGGAUCUAACACCCCGCCGGUCCGGGGGGGGUGGAGGAUGGAGUCUGGGGGAGGGAUAGCUUAGGCUGAACAAGACAUGAUGAAGCCAGACUGAGGCCAAACAAACAAGGACACUAGAAGAACUUAAGGCCACUGGCACCUAAAGCUACAGGAACCAUUAAAUUGGUCCAACUCCUAGCCAGACUAACAUCAAACUUCACAUUAAAGGUUUAUAUCAGUCCCUUUAUCUAAUAAAUCAUGCAUUACAAGCCUUGCAAAAAGGCAAGAAAAAAAAA